Messenger RNA from Nicrophorus vespilloides, 3160 nucleotides. RefSeq names its product cytochrome P450 6g1-like. The transcript is spliced from 11 exons. Gene Ontology annotation, molecular function: monooxygenase activity; iron ion binding; oxidoreductase activity, acting on paired donors, with incorporation or reduction of molecular oxygen. Bases 187 to 3159 code for a protein of 990 amino acids. The record is from RefSeq and is a predicted model, not a curated record. Lineage: Eukaryota; Metazoa; Arthropoda; Insecta; Coleoptera; Silphidae.
UUAUUAGUUUUCGGUGCUCGAAGAGUGGUUUAAAGUAUUUCAAAAUAAUUCUGCUACCAAAGGAAACGACGUGAUUCAACAGUUAUAUUCCGACGAGUGUUACCAUUGCGUGUUACCUGUUCUUGGCUCUAUAUAAAGUUCGUGCACCAUUGAAACGCAACAUUUGGAAACUUGGUUUAAUCGAAGAUGAUCAUCGUACCGGUAGCCUUGAUAUUAAUCAUAGCAUUUUUGAUAUGGUAUAAUUUAAUAUCGAAGAAGUACAACUAUUGGAAGGAACGCAACAUCCCGUAUCUGCAACCAAAGUUUCCUUUUGGAAAUUUCAAAAGUGUAUUGUUCUUCCGUGAUUCCUUGGGAGAAUUCUUCCAGAACAUUUACAAUGCUUCAAAGGAGUGCGUUGUUGGUAUCUGGAUUUUCGGACAACCUCUUAUAGUAAUCAGAUCUCCUGAUAUCAUAAAAGAAAUGUUGAUUAAAGAUUUCGGGACGUUCAAAGAUCGCACGGUUUUUAGUAAUAAGGAUGCGGAUCCCGUCUGUGCCCACAUGAUGUUUCUCACAAAAAAUCCGCAAUGGAAGAUCAUUCGUCAGAAAAUGUCUCCAUUAUUUACCACCACUAAACUGAAGGACAUGAUUAAGCUGAUGAACAAGUCAGGAGAUGAUAUGAACGAGUAUUUGGAUAAGCACAAUGGUGGAAUAUUUGACGCCAAAGAGUUGUGCAUGAAGUACACCGUCGAUGUAAUUACCUCAAUUGGCUUCGGACUUGAUGCGAUGUGCUUCAAGAAGGAAUCAGCAGAAUUCAGAACAGUAGCUGGAGGUUUGUUCGAAGCAAGUGCUGAAAACUAUAUUCGUUUCGUCAGUUAUUUCCUUGUUCCUGGAAUUGCCAAGUUCUUCGGAAUAGCCUUCUUCAAUCCUACGCGCAUUGACUUCUUGAGGAAAGCUGUCUGGGAUGUCAUAGAUCACAGGACACGUACGCAAACGAAACGCAAUGAUUUAAUUGACGCGUACAUAACAUUAAUGGGAACUAACUUCUCGGAUGGUUUUAAAUUUGAGGGCGACAAACUUGUAAGUCAAGCUGUACAAUUCUUUGCGGCUGGAUUUGAGACAACAAGCUCGACGAUUGCAUUCACACUAUACGAGCUUAGCUUCCACCAAACGAUUCAAGAUAAACUACGCAAAGAAAUACAGCAAAUCGACGAAACCGAAGUGACUUAUGAAAGCAUCCAAAAUAUGCAUUAUUUGGACCAAGUAGUUUCAGAGACUUUAAGAAAAUAUCCGGCUUUACCGUUUUUGGAUCGGCGGUGCGAAAUGGAUUACAAGAUACCUAACACCGAGAUGGUUAUCGAAAAAGGGACACCGGUCUACUUCUCUAUUUUGGGUUUGCACUAUGAUCCUUUAUAUUUCCCCAAUCCGCAAGCGUUUGACCCUGAACGAUUCACACCCGAAAAUCUUCAGUUCAUUCAACCUAAUACUUACAUACCAUUCGGACUUGGACCGAGAAAUUGCAUAGGAAAACGACUGGGAGUGAUCGGAACGAAGCUAAGUUUGAUCAAAAUACUAAGUAAAUACAGGGUGGAGACAUGUCCAGAAACGGUGAAGACAAUUAAAUUUGACCCGCUUGCUUUCACCAUCGCUCUGAAACACGGAUUGAAAGUGAAAUUUAUUUGUGUGAACUUAUGCAAAAUGAUUGUGAUUUUAAUUGCCUUGGUGCUAAUAGUAGCAAUUAUGAUAUGCUACAUAUGGAUAACAAAGAACUACAAUUAUUGGAAGGACCGAAAUAUACCAUACAUUAAACCAACGUUUCCAUUUGGAAAUUUCAAAGAUAUGGUGUUCUUCCGCUUUUCAAUUGGAGAAUACUUUCAAAGUAUAUACAAUGCUUCGAAAGAAAGCAUAGUUGGAAUCUGGGUCUUUGGUGAACCAAUGCUAAUAAUACGUUCACCUGCAAUAAUCAAGCAAAUUUUAAUUAAGGAUUUUAUAAAUUUCCGUGAUCGCACUGUUCUCGCUAACGAAGAAGCGGAUCCAAUUUGUGCGAAUAUGUUGUUCUUUAGUAAAAAUCCCCAGUGGAGAACUAUGCGUCAAAAAAUGUCACCAUUGUUAACAAUAUUGAAGCUGAAGGAUAUGAUUUUUUUGAUGAACAAGUCUGGAGACGAUAUGUUACAUUACAUGAGCAAAAAUGCCUGUAAAGUAUACGAUCUCAAAGAAAUAUGCAUGGAUUAUACUGUGGAUUUCAUGGCUUCUAUAAGUUUCGGAAUCUCUGCUUCGUGUUUCGAGAAGAAAGAAUCCGAAUUCAAAGACGCUGCAAAUUCUAUAUUUUUACCAAGUAUUGGGAAUUAUCUGCGAUUCGGAUUUAAUUUUAUGAUACCAACAAUUGCCAAGUGGUUUAAAUUACCUUUCUUUGAUCUGAAAAGUAUGGAUUUCUUUAGGAAAACCUUUUGGAAUGUGAUAAAUCAACGAAACAAAGAUUGCAUUAAUCGAAGGGAUUUGAUAAACUCGUACAUAAAAUUGAUGAAAUCUGAUAGUUUCAAUGGAUACAAGUUUGAAGGAGAUAAGGUUGUUGGUCAAGCUGUACAAUUUUUUGCUGCGGGUUUUGAAACAACAAGUAUAACAAUUGCGUACACUCUGUACGAGCUCAGUUUGCAUCAAACGAUUCAAGAUAAAUUACGUGAAGAAAUCUGUUUGAAGUAUGUACCUGGAUCUGAUGUAACAUAUGAAUUGUUAAAGGAUCUAACUUAUUUAGGACAAGUCGUCUCAGAGUCUUUACGAAAAUACCCGGCUUUAGCAUUCUUGGAUAGAAGAUGUUGUAUGAAUUAUAAAAUACCAAAUACUGAUUUUAUAUUAGAAAAAGGUACAGCAGUAUACAUUUCUGUUUUCGGAUUGCAUUACGAUCCGGAAUUUUUUCCAAAUCCGUACAAAUUUGACCCAGAUCGAUUCUCACCGGAAAACAUCAAAUCCAUUAAUCUUGAUGCCUACAUUCCAUUUGGUAAUGGGCCUAGAGGUUGUCUUGGUAAACGAUUGGGACUAAUAGGAAGUAAAUUAUGUUUGAUUAAAUUGUUGAGUGAAUACAAGGUGGAACCAUGUUUGGAGACAACGAAAAAUCUCAAAUUUGAUAUCAUGUCUUUUACAACUUCUUCAUCGGAUGGAUUCAAAUUGAAGUUCACUAAGUUAUAAA